AAGUUCUGCAUGUUCGUCCCAGACUUACAGUCUCCAUCUGUGCUGACUGGAGAGGCGACACCAUGAACAAGAUUAUUGUUUAUGAGAAUGCCAACUUUCAGGGCUUGAGCAGAGAGUUCACCUCUUCUGUUCUCAACUUAGUAAAGGAGGACUUUAAUGACUGCAUCUCCUCUCUGAAGGUGAUCGGGAAUCCAUGGGUGGUGUACUCAGACAGGGAUUUCAGAGGUUCUCAGUUUGUCUAUGAGGAGGGAGAAUAUCCCAGAGUGGAGUUCAAUGACCAGAUUUCUUCACUAGAGGUGGUGACGGAGGACCUGAUGUACCCUCAGAUCACACUUUACGAGCAUGAUAACUACAGAGGCAGGACCCUCGUCCUCACCACUGAAACCAACCUGCUCUACGGCUCUUUCCACGACCUGGCGUCUUCACACAAGGUGCAGAGGGGAGCCUGGGUCCUUUAUGAGCACAUUAACAGAGCGGGAGCUCAGAUGGUGGCCAGGGCUUCUCGUGAUGUUCCUAAUUAUGGCUGGUUCAAUGACAGAGUGUCUCACGUGCGCCCUCUGAAGCCUGGCAAACCCAUCAUAAAGUCAGAGAUCCUCUGGGACAAGAAAGAAGAACAUGUCAAAUCUGUUACGAUCGACUCCAUAUGUGGUCUGAACAAAGGGGAACAUGAGCAAAGCUUCUCCACUGAGCUGUUUAAAGAGUACACGGCCUCCGUCACUGACAGCUUCAGCUUUAGCAAUGCAACCCAGAUCACUUGGGGAACAUCCUUCAGUGUAGAUGUAGGCGUAAUGAAAGGAGAGCAGAACUUCUCUUUCAGUAACACCUUCACUGUUGAGAAAGGCAGCAGCAACACCAGAACCGAGAGGAAGAGUAUCCAAAUCACCUUGCCCACCAAAAUAGCCCCCCACACCAAGCUCACUGUGAACGUGUUGAGGAAAGAAGUGGAUGUGAAGGUCCCAGUCAAGCUGACCAUCCAGACAGGUUCCAACUCAAGUGUGGAGUUUGGAGAGUACAGGUGCCAAUCUGGCAACUCCAUCACCGCCGAGUUCAAGGAGGAAAAAAUCUAAUGCGCUGUGAAUCUUACUGAUGCUGAACACUGUCAGUGGCUCUCGAGGGUAUCUGGCCAUCCAGUUGAGAACUGAUGUGACUGAUGUUGAAAUCUGAAGAUUUACUUCUCUCCUCCAGAGCUUGAGACCCUUUACUGUCCCUAAAUACUUCAUCAACAUUAAUACUCAAAGCAAAACAAUCAUGGUUUCUUGUGAUUUUGUCUUUUGGAACCAAUAAACGAAAAAUAUCUAAUCAAAUAAAUACAAAGUUCUAAUAAACAAAA
Colossoma macropomum (tambaqui) is the source of this 1330-nucleotide messenger RNA. RefSeq names its product epidermal differentiation-specific protein-like. The record is from RefSeq and is a predicted model, not a curated record. Lineage: Eukaryota; Metazoa; Chordata; Actinopteri; Characiformes; Serrasalmidae. The coding region runs from base 63 to 1067 and encodes 334 amino acids. Gene Ontology annotation, biological process: visual perception; lens development in camera-type eye. Gene Ontology annotation, molecular function: structural constituent of eye lens. The transcript has 2 exons.